GUAUAAAACUACAUAUCCCAUCAGGCAUUGCAAAACCAGGAACCACGCAGCCUUGUUUCUAACCAAUCGCGUUCGAUGAGCCUCACACUGAUGAGCAGUUUUGCGGGAACUUUGGAGAGGAAGAGCUGUUACAACCUGCCACUUACCCACGGAAAGUAAAAUGCCACCAAAGUCCAAGGCAGAUGGGCCGAAGAAAGCAAGAGCACCAGCCAAGAGGAAACUGGCUGAAGAAUUCCCACCUGGAGAAGUUCUGACGGAUAAUGCAAAGAAAAAAUGGAAGCUUGGAUCAGCCGUGGGGCAGGGAGGUUUUGGCCUGCUGUAUCUCGCAAAUGAAGACUCUUCAGGAUCUGUCGGCGCUGAUGCACCUUAUGUCAUUAAAGUGGAGCCCAGUGAAAACGGCCCUCUCUUCUCUGAACUGAAGUUCUACAUGCGAGCUGCCAAACCCGAUCUAAUUGGGGCCUGGAUGAAGUCAAGGAAAAUGGACUAUUUGGGAGUUCCAAAAUAUUGGGGCUCUGGUUUUCAUGAAAAAGGUGGUAAGAGGUACAGAUUUAUGGUCAUGGAUCGAUUUGGAACGGAUCUACAGAAGAAGUUUGAGGGAAAUGAAAAGAAAUUUCCAAGAAAACUGGUUCUUCAGCUGGGACUCAGACUUCUUGACAUUCUGGAGUACAUCCAUGACCAUGAAUAUGUGCAUGCAGACAUCAAAGCCUCCAACCUCCUUCUGUCUUACACCAACCCCAAUCAGGUAUAUUUAGUGGAUUAUGGAUUGGCCUACAGAUAUUCUCCAGAAGGAGUGCCAAAGGAUUACAAAGAAGACCCAAAGAGGUGUCAUGAUGGGACCAUCGAGUUCACUAGUAUUGAUGCGCACAAAGGAGUCUCCCCUUCAAGAAGAGGAGACCUGGAAAUUAUGGGCUACUGCAUGAUCCAGUGGCUUUGUGGCCGUCUACCCUGGGAGGACAAACUUCAGGACCCACUGUAUGUCAGAGACUCCAAACUCAGGUGUAGAGACAAUAUCGAUGAGUUCUUGAAAAGCUGUUUCCCCUCAGAAAAUAUACCAGAGGAAAUGAAGAAGUUCAUGCAAGAGGUCAAGGCUCUCGGAUACACAGACAAGCCAAAUUACGCAAAAUUGCGGGGAAUUUUGCUGCAAGGCCUUAAGACCAUAGGGGCGACCGACGACAAAAAGCUGGACUUCGGCAAGUCGACCAACGGUGCAGGUCCGCCCUCCGUCAAGACUCCCAAGCGAAAGAAGGCAGAGGAAAAAGGCCAGUCUGCUGAUGAAACUGAAGGCGCCCCUGCAAAGAAGAGACGAGCUCCUCAGAAGAAGGAUGUGAAUGGGGCUAAAAAGACAGCAAGCCUUGCAAAGCGUCCAGCGAAGAAAGAAGCUCAGGCCUCAUCUGAGCCAGCGGUGAAGAAAAGCAGAGGAAGGCCUAAGAAGAACUCUUAAUCCUCUUCGCCCUCGAGUUCUAGUUGUUUCCUUUUUGUAUCUUUUAAAUUGCCUGGUCUGUAUUUGUUCUCUGUGGUUGCAUUUUCUUAAACUUUAGCAGGGUGUUGGGCACACUCUCUUGCAGUGAAAUGAUAAUAAAUAAGGGUACAAAAAAAAAAAAAAAC
Cyprinus carpio (common carp) is the source of this 1605-nucleotide messenger RNA. Its product is annotated as serine/threonine-protein kinase VRK1. The record is from RefSeq and is a predicted model, not a curated record. Gene Ontology annotation, cellular component: cytoplasm; nucleus. Lineage: Eukaryota; Metazoa; Chordata; Actinopteri; Cypriniformes; Cyprinidae. Gene Ontology annotation, biological process: signal transduction; peptidyl-serine phosphorylation. Gene Ontology annotation, molecular function: ATP binding; protein serine/threonine kinase activity.